Molecule: messenger RNA, 633 nt
Organism: Triticum turgidum subsp. durum (durum wheat)
Lineage: Eukaryota; Viridiplantae; Streptophyta; Magnoliopsida; Poales; Poaceae
Source: the annotation of a GenBank genome assembly
AUGGGGAUGGCUGUGCUCGACGAGGCCCAGCGGCGACGGCGGCAGAGCGUCUACGAGUUCUUGGACGCCACCAAGCCCGCGCGCGCCCAGGCGCUGCGAUGGUGCGAGACGGCGCGGGAGAUGCGUAGGAUCGAUGGCGACAUGAAGGAGGCGGGCCAGCUGCUCCGCGGCGCCCUCUCCUGCGUCAAGGACUACGCGUCCGUCUACAGGACGUGGAUCGCCAUGGAGAUGGACGGCGGCGGCGGCGUCGGCGUUGCCCGAUGGCUCUUCGAGGAGUGGGGCACCGUCUGCGCCAAGGAUGGAAACCUCCGCAAGGACGACGACGGCAGCACCGCCGACGAGUACGGCGACUACUGGUGCGCGUACCUCGCGUUCGAGCUCCGUCACGGGGACGCCAGGCGCGCGCGCACCGUGGCGGCACGGGCCGUCAAGGCCUGCCCGCACGACGCCUCGUUGCGCGACACGGUGGAGCUCCGCCUUAGCGACGCCAUCGAGAUCGAGCAGCAGAGGCGGCAUCGGUCGGGUCUGCUUCGCACUGCCAAGAAGUGGCUCACCAACAGCGAGCAGAGUCGCGGCUGCUCAUCACUCGUACCCCGGCCGCCGCAGGGGUACCGGAGGCUCCUCAGCGGCUAG